ACGUAGGUGGGGGAGGAAGAUAGGGAUCGACUAUGGAAAGAGCUGAAGAUGCAAUCUUAUAACGGUACCGGCUGAUAGAUAGCUGAACUUUUUGUUCACAUCAAAAAAAGUGGAGGACCCGACGAAACAGACAAAAACACAGCCAUGCAGUUCAAAUACAGAAGGCACUGAUUUAUUUUUAUAGGAUAUUUUUCAGUGCUCCUUCAAGGGCUGGGUCCGUUGUCGCUGUUGUUAGCGGAACCGGCUGGCCAAGAUGUCUGUGGAGGAACAGGAAUAUCCCGAGGCGACUCUGGUGGCAGAGGCCGGGCCGCAGUGGUUUCGGGCGGAAUUAGAGCGCCUAUCCCGGGAGCUGAGCGAGACGACUCAUGAGAAGAUCCAGGCGGCGGAAUACGGGCUGGCGGUGCUCGAAGAGAAACAGCAGCUCAAACAGCGUUAUGACGAGUUGGAGACCGAGUUCGAGACUGUUCGGCAGGAACUCGACCAACUGAAGGAGGCAUUCGGCCAGGCCUACUCAACCCAUAGGAAGGUGGCUGCAGAUGGGGAGAGCAGGGAGGAGUCACUAAUGCUGGAGUCGGCCAGUAAGGAGGCCCACUACCAGCAGAUGGUCCUGGAGCUGCAGAACGAGCUGCGGUUGGCCAGGACUGCCCUCACCAGCAACCAAUCAGAGAACGAGCGCCUGGCCUCCGUUGCCCUGGAGAUGAGAGAGAGUUCUGAGCUGGUGGAGCUGCAGCGCAGCCAACUGCGUGAUGACAUCAGAGAGUAUAAGGUGCGAGAGGCACGCCUGCUGCAGGACUAUAGUGAGCUGGAGGACGAGAACAUCUCCCUGCAGAAACAGGUGUCCCUGCUCCGACAGAGCCAGGUGGAGUUUGAGGGUCUGAAGCAUGAGAUCUGUCGCCUGGAGGAGGACUCCCAGUGCCUCCACAGCCAGUUGGAGGAGGCCAUGCGCCUACGGGAGAUCGCCGAGCGCCAGCUGACCGAGGCUCUGGAGACCAUUAAGACUGAGCGCGAGCAGAAGGCCGCCCUGCGUAAAGAACUGUCCCACUACAUGACCAUUGGGGACAACCUGUUACCGUACCACCACAGCCCCCUGAACAUCUCCCUGGACGGCCUCAAGUUCAGCGAGGAUCCCACUGCUGCCACCAACGAACCCAACAACGAUGGCUCGUUCCAUGGCUAUGAGAACGGCCUGGCUAAGAUGGCUUCCGACUGCAACGAGGAUAACAGAGCCAAGCUCCGGCCCGCCCCCAGCCUAGUGGAUGACCUGCUGAGUGAACUCAACAUCUCAGAGAUCCAGAAACUCAAGCAGCAGCUAAUGCAGGUUGAGCGGGAAAAGGUAGCGCUACUUUCCUCUCUGCAGGAGGCCCAGAAGCAGCUAGAGGUGGCCCACGGGACUCUGUCUGAGCAGCAGGAGAUAGUAGGACGUCUCACCGAGAACCUCAGCGCCAUGAGGAAACUCCAGGCCAGCAAGGAGCGCCAUUCGGCCCUGGACAGCGAGAAGGAGCGUGACAGCCGUGACGAUGGUGACGGGGAUUACUACGAGCUGGACAUCAACGGGCCUGAGAUCCUGCAGUGUAAGUACACCGUGGCUGUGUCCGAGGCCGGGGAGCUCAGACAGGAGCUUAAGACUCUUAAAGCAGAGUACCAGUCAUGCCGUAGCCAGUACGAGGAGGAGCGAGCCCGCCUGGAGAGCGACGUGGCAGGGCUGAGCGAGAAGCUAGCUUCCCUGGAGAAGAGCAGCCGGGUGGAGCGCGAGGAGAUGGAGCGCCUGGAGAAGGACCUGCGGCGGGUGAGCGAGGCGGCGGGCGAGUCGCAGGGCAGUCUGAACGUGGCGCAGGACGAACUGGUGGUGUUCAGUGAAGAGCUGGCCAACCUCUACAACCAUGUGUGCAUGUGCAACAACGAGACGCCCAACCGGGUCAUGCUCGACUACUACAAGGAGGGCAAGGCCAGCGUAGGUGGCGGGGGCGGCCGGGAGGGGAAAGGACGACGUCUGUCCCACGUUCUGCUCUCCAACGGGCUGGUCCCUGAAACUGACCCCAGUAAACCUGAAGCCAGUGACCCAGCCGCCGCAGCCCCAGUUUCAGCCCCAGAAUCCCGCCCAGAGCCUAUGAACAUCUAUAACCUGGUGGCCAUCAUCAGGGACCAGAUCCGUCACCUGCAGCAGGCGGUGGACCGCACCACAGAGCUGUCCCGCCAGAGGAUGGCCACCAUGGAGCUGGGCACCGUGGCUGAUAAGGACAGCGAGGCCUACAUGGGGGAGAUCCUUAAACUCAAGUCCCUCCUCAGCACCAAGAGGGAGCAGAUCGCCACCCUGAGGACCGUGCUCAAAGCCAACAAACAUACGGCUGAGGUGGCACUGGCCAACCUGAAGAGUAAAUACGACAACGAGAAGACCAUGGUGAGGGAUACCAUGUUAAAGCUCCGCAACGAGCUGAAGGCUCUGAAAGAAGACGCUGCCACCUUUUCCUCACUACGGGCCAUGUUCGCAACAAGGUGUGAUGAGUACGUAACUCAGCUGGAUGAGAUGCAGAGACAGCUGGUUGCGGCGGAGGACGAGAAGAAGACCCUGAACUCCCUGCUCCGCAUGGCCAUCCAGCAGAAGCUGGCCCUGACCCAGCGUCUGGAGGACCUGGAGUUUGAUCAUGAGCAGGCGCGCCGUGGCGCGGUUACAGGAGCAGCGACGGGCAGUCGAGGCAAGACCUCGUCGGCGCGGGGCAAAGGGGCCUCGGCCAAUCAUCACUAAUUUAAUCAAGCCCAGUGUCCUUCAAAGGUUGACAGUCACCUUGCCGAUGAUUACUUCAGUGUCCCCUCCUGGCCUGAGACAAAUGUCAGAGACACGUACUGCUGUAGUAUGAGGACUUUGUUUCUGUGCACACACACACACACACACACACACACACACACACACACACACACACACACACACACACACACACACACACACACACACACACACACACACACACACUCUUGACCUUUAUAGACGCGUGAAAUCCCCAGGGGUUUGGUAUCUUGGUGUGGCUGCAGGAAACAAUAAAGACUCAUGGGUAUGAUGACCAUAGAGAUAUCUAGGUCUAUUUCGGUGGGCAUGACCAUAGAGAUAUCUAGGUCUAUUUCUGUGGGCAUGACCAUAGAGAUAUCUAGGUCUAUUUCGGUGGGCAUGACCAUAGAGAUAUCUAGGUCUAUUUCGGUGGGUAUGACCAUAGAGAUAUCUAGGUCUAUUUCUGUGGGCAUGACCAUAGAGAUAUCUAGGUCUAUUUCUAUGGGUAUGACCAUAGAGAUAUCUAGGUCUAUUUCUAUGGGUAUGACCAUAGAGAUAUCUAGGUCUAUUUCUGUGGGCAUGACCAUAGAGAUAUCUAGGUCUAUUUCUGUGGGUAUGACCAUAGAGAUAUCUAGGUCUAUUUCUGUGGGCAUGACCAUAGAGAUAUCUAGGUCUAUUUCUGUGGGCAUGACCAUAGAGAUAUCUAGGUCUAUUUCUGUAGGCAUGACCAUAGAGAUAUCUAGGUCUAUUUCUGUGGGCAUGACCAUAGAGAUAUCUAGGUCUAUUUCUGUGGGUAUGACCAUAGAGACAUCUAGGUCUAUUUCUGUGGGUAUGACCAACAGUAUGACCCCCAUUGUGAUUCAGUCACUCAUCCCACAUUGUCCACCACUAUACUGGUAUUACUCUGUCUAUGUUUCCCCUGAUGACUGCACACUUUUCAUGUCUUUUUAUUUCUCUUUUUUUGCUUGUUGUAAUUCACACCUCAGUGAAUGUGUGAGGUGUUCAUAAGCUUUUUGUUACAUUUAAUAAUUGUUACAUGUUUGGUCAUUGGAGCAUUAAUUAGUCAUUUAAAUAUUUUAGCUUUUGUCAUUAUAUAACUGGCAGAUUGAUAACAACAUUUCCAUGGAGAGCAAACCAGCAAAGUCAUAGGAACUAACUUGCUCCAGUUUUCUUUGGGGUCAAUAUUCAAUGGGACUCACAAGCUAACAGACAUUCUCUGCAAGCACAUAGAUGAACAUCUUAAAUUGGAAUUAGUAUUUUCUCUCUUUUUUUCAAAUCUUGUCACAUGUUGAUAAUGUGCUUAAAAAAAGUUUACCAGACAGAGCAGGAUGUUUCAGCAGGACAUUCAACCAGUGUGUGCCCAGUGGGUACUUUCUGGCCUUAGUUUAGACCAGUAGUUUGUUGUCCACAAAAGAGAAGCUGGAUUUAAUUUUAGUUUGUUCUGUCCACAAAAGAGAAGCUACAUUUAGAUUUGAAUGUUUUCUGUCUUUGAGAAUUGUGGCGAGAGGUUAUGACCCCAGUCAAUAACAGAUUGAGGAAAAUAAUAGGAACUGGGGUGAAUUGUGUGAAGUGAUUCUGCGAUCCUGCAAGCAUGCAGAGUUGCACAUUUAUGGGCUAUUAUUAGGAUUAGGAUUAUUAUUAAUAGGUAAACCUUAAUUUAAAAGUAAUGAUACCACAGCUGUUAACGUUGGCUGCCUAGUUAAUAGUGGUUCAGAGCGUUUUUGAUGAUGGCUGAGGGAGAGAUUACUAAUGCAAAUACUUAUUUAUACUCUACCUUUGUAUGGCAAAGUUCAGGCGACUAUGGUGGAGACUUUUUGUAUUGUCUGUUUUAAUGCAAUUUUAUGAACCUUUUUACAUCCUCCAAAAGCAUUGUUGUGAUUUCAACAAACAGACUAAGUUAAGUCAUGAACACAUCUGCAGUGCCAUUUAAUUUAUUGUUGACGCAAUAAAAGUUACAUUUGGGAUUGUCUUUUUUUACAAGUGCAAUUUGAACGCAGUAUCGAUAUAGAAACACAGUAUAAACAUUCUCUGUCUGUCUGCUGAUGCUAUUGUUACAUUUUACUACUACUUCUUACUCACAAUCUUGAUCCUAAUUGAGUUGUAUGUCUUUGUACUAAAUAACUUCACUUGUUUGUAUUUAUUUUAAACAAUGUCAUGUAUGUUGGCAUUGUCGAUAAUGUGGAUUAUGGUUAUUGCCAUAUUGAUACCAUAUCGAUGCCUUUUUUCAUGUCAUCUUCAAGAGACUUUGUGUGGAGAUGGUAGGUGAGAUGUGUGCUCAGUAGAAGUCAAUAGCCUACCUGUAUGAUGAUGAUGUUGCACUGGCAAGGUGCAUGCUUCAUAGUUACCUUUAUUAUGCCUAAAGGUAUGCCAAAUAAACUUCACUUUAGUCUUAA
Molecule: messenger RNA, 5154 nt
Organism: Salmo salar (Atlantic salmon)
Lineage: Eukaryota; Metazoa; Chordata; Actinopteri; Salmoniformes; Salmonidae
Product: protein bicaudal D homolog 2
Biological process (GO): protein localization to organelle; microtubule anchoring at microtubule organizing center; regulation of microtubule cytoskeleton organization
Cellular component (GO): cytosol; Golgi apparatus
Molecular function (GO): dynein complex binding; cytoskeletal adaptor activity; dynactin binding
Source: RefSeq, a predicted model, not a curated record